UUUAAAAAGGGAUGGGUAGGGAAUCUAUUUAGGAACGGUUCACAUCAGCUAAGUUCAGUCACAUUCCCAGGCGCAGUGAGCAACAUACAGCAUACCAAAUUGUUCAAAGAAAUGGCAUUACUAUUUUAUGUAGUGUUGUGCCUGUCUGUCUGGACUGGGUUCUGUCAAAUACCAGUCAACAACACUCCUGCAAUAAACCCUUCCAGCCUGGCUGCGAAACUGACCACUAAUUCAGUGAUACUGACGUCCCCAAGUUGUUACUUCGACAGUCUGGCCAAUUUGCCCUGCAAUUCUACUACUACCUGUGAAUUAUGGCUCGUAUCGGCCAUAGAUACAGGAGUGAGCAAUUAUGAUGCCGACAAGAACAGGUCCUUCAUUGACACCCUCUCUCCUUAUCCAACCGCCUUCUCUUCCAACACCUCAAAGAAAUACUUCCUGACCAAGUUGGGGCUUCAGAAAGACUACCCCUGCCCCAUCGUCGCUGGAACAGACUACUUCAGGGUUGGCUCUGACGGUAGCUGUUCCACUACGAACUGUAAUGGAAUAUUGCCUGUUGGCUCCACUGCCAGAUUUAGGUAUGUUCUUAUCAACCCAGAGAACAAAACAGUUGUUGCGGAGAGUUUGUGGUCCAACAACAUCACUCUUUACCCUUUGAAAGACCUUGAAAGCAUUGGGAAUGGCUUUGCUGGAAGGUCUGCGUCCAUGAUUGUCAUUACAUCUAUCCUGUGUUCCUUCCUGGCCUUGCUGCUGCUGCUAUUGCUCAUCAUGCUGAGCUAUGUCCUUUGCUGUCGGAAGGAGAAAAAGGAAAUCCAAGUUCCAGGAUCAGUGCGCAUGUAUGACACUCACAACUUGAAGGAGCCUUCCCCCUAUGUAAACCGUGCUUAUGAGGAUGAGCCACAGAGACCCACAGCCAUUAGCCCCAUUAGGCUCAAGAGCUACACUGACUAUGAUUUGAAAAAACCAGCCACAGAAUUGUAGUAAGUGUUUAUGAGAGGAAAAUGGUGCACUUAGUGGUUCAUUGACACAACAUAAAUUUCUUACUGUCAUUCAUGAUCAAUAUGUUUAUUAUAUUAAGGCUGGGGGUUUGAUAGCUAUUUAGAGGUCUAAUUUUGUUGCUUCAUUUAAAAUAGCUGGAGUCGAGUCCUAUGUUUAAAAUACAAUGUUAAAUUUACGUUAUAGGCUAAAUUUAUUUGGAGGCAAUGACUUGUGUCAUAAAUAUAAUCUAUUUAGACAAAAAAAUAUGCAAUUGAGUGCACCAAGCUAAUCAAAACUAAUUUUUUGAACUAUAUAUUUAUAGUUAUUUUUCUCCCUUUUUACAAUAAUCAAAAUAGAAAGAGACUUUCAUAAUACUCCAUUUCUCUCAUAUCUCCUAUAUGCUGUCAUCAUUGCUGUGUAGUGUGUAAAUGGGUCAUUCUAUGAAAAUGAACAUUAAAAAAAAUUGUUUAGCAAACUUUGUCAGAUAAUAGCUAACCCCUUAACAUUUUAAAUCAACAUAAAUGACAGCUGGGGGUGAUGCCUGUGCUGAAAGGACUAGUAAUAAAGGACUGCUAACCUACAAA
Molecule: messenger RNA, 1559 nt
Organism: Oncorhynchus keta (chum salmon)
Lineage: Eukaryota; Metazoa; Chordata; Actinopteri; Salmoniformes; Salmonidae
Product: uroplakin-3b-like protein 1
Exons: 6
Coding region: 112-978 (288 amino acids)
Source: RefSeq, a predicted model, not a curated record